GGCAGCCUUCCGGGAAGGUUCUGCAGGUGGUGAAUUUUACCUCAGAGUUAGGUGGAGUCGAGAGUCUGUGUUGUUCCGCACUGGUUGUGGAGUCAGUUCAGGGCCAUUUCUCCUGGGUUAGGGUGGUAGAUAAGACACUCAGUAAUAUGAAUCCGUUGGGGCUUUAGUUUUCCUGCUACUACCUCCACCAUAACCCCUUGGGAUAUUCUAGUGUGUAAGGAACUCGGAAGUUGAAGCUAGAGGCGCGCACCUCACUAAGGGGUUUUACUUCAUGGGAAAUGGAACCUGAUAUGCUGGAUUUAAACUUGGGAUGUCGAAGACCAAACGCCUCCUCCCGUAGACCGAGGAAAGAAGACGUCCUCUGAGGAGAACUGAUCUGGCAAGAGGCAGUCUGUCGGGAAUCCUCUAAACACAUAUUUACGAAAGUCUGCUUGAACCUCUGGGUGCCUCAUGCACUGCCCCUUGAGGCAUAAUAGGAGCAGCUCCCAUCGUCAGGGACUGCUUUUCUCCUCACUGUGCUUUAUAUCACUUAAUAUAUGUUCUUCGCUUUAGGCCUCAAAACAACUGUGUGAGAUCAUCCACAGAUAUUUAGUACUCCCCGUAACAGGUAAAAUUAGGUUUUUUUUCUUCAGGGAACUUACAGCUUAGUGAGAAUGAUACUUUGUUAGCCCCUUUUUCCAGAUGAGGAAACUAUGCUUUCAGGGCAUUGAAUAAUUAGUCCAAAAUCAUAACAGCCAGCGAAAAAACGGAACCUGGGGCUCCAACUCCAGACCAUUCGAUGCCAGUGGCUGCCACUUUGCCGCCUUGAGGAUCUGCAUCCCUAAGGAGACGGCACUGCUUCCUCAGUAAUCUUUAGCUACUGAUAUCUGUACAUACCAAGGUUUCUCAAUAGCAGCACAGUUGACAUUUUGGGCCAGAUACAGAAGCCAAGUUAUGGAGCCCACAAAAAAUAGUGAGAAAUCCAGAAACAGACUAUGGGAAUCUUCACUCAGCCAUUCUUGAUGCUCAGCAUCACCCCAGAUCUCCAGCUGCCUAAUAAACCGGGACUCCUUGAGCAAAUCACUGAUUGACACGCUGGGACAGGAGGUACAAGAUGAGCCUGGAACAUCUUUUAUGCUAUAAAGAAGAGAGCAAAGCUUCACUGGAAUAUCUUUCAUGGGAGAAAUACCUCUGAUGUCUGGAAAGCUCCUUGGCUGGUGAAGAAAAUGAAAACAUGAACUCCAGAAUACUUUCAGGACAGCUUUCAGAUCCAAUAGGAUGACUAUAUAGUAAAAAGCUCCCCAAGCCCUCAGUGCCUAGAUGAUUUUUGCCUGGUACAUUCUGCUGAUUGGAGUUUUGGAAUCACAGUUUCUUAUUUGGGUGCAAAAUUUUCCUAAAUAUUUAAGCACCUAAAUUAUUGUAAAAGCAGCUGGCCACUGCCCUUGCCUUGUAACGGGUAACUGAGAUGAUACCAGAGAAGAGAAGACUGCAAGUCUGUACCCGAAUGCCGACCUCUGUUGAGAUACGUGUAGGAAAGAAAGAACUUUUUGGAGGGGCAGCAAUGUUGCAAUGAGCCGACAACACAGAUGAUAUGAAGAGCAAGUUCACGGAAUAAUGAAAGCAUACGCUGGAAGCAUGAAAUCACAAAUCUCCCAACUGAGCUGAACCCUGAGAAUGAGAUCGUUCCUUUGGUCAAACUGCUCUGAAAGUAAAGGAAAAAACUGACUCGCAUUGAAGGCUUCCCAAGAUGGAUGUCACCCGCCUGUUCCUGGCUAGCCUGAUAGUCUGCCUGUGCUUCCUCGCUGCCUCCGGCCACCUGGCACCUGAGGAGAAGGCCAGAGAUGACAGGAGCCUGAGGAGCAACUCCUCCAUGAACCUGCUGGAUUCCCCUUCCGUCUCUAUUGUGGCGCUAAACAAGAAAUCCAAAAUGAUCAGCAGAAAAGAGGCGGAAAAGAAGAAGAGAUCUUCUGAGAAAAAGGUUUCGAUGAAGAAGGUGGCGCGGCCCCGGCCCCCGCCGCCCUCCCCUUGCGUGGCCACCCGCUACAGCUGCAAGCCACCAGCGCCCGCCUGCUGUGAUCCGUGCGCUUUCUGCAAGUGCCGCUUCUUCAGCAGCGUCUGCUCCUGCCGCGUGCUGAACCUCAACUGCUGAGCGCGCCCGUCUCCCUGCCGCCUGCGGGGCGGGGAGAGGCUUCCAGGGACCUCGGGAACCCUCUAGGAUGACGAUCCCUAGUAGGUGUGGCUUUUAGGACUGACUGCGCGGGCACAGCUUUCAGGAGGCGGGACUUCAAGGAGACUUGGCUUGGGUUGGGCUAAAAUCCAAAUAGUAUAUACAUAGGCAGCUUGAAGGUGUGUGGCUGUGUUUUUAAAGGACCUGAAAGGUCCGUUUUCCUUCGCGGAGACCACUUCACAGUGGAAGUCCCGUGUGCUGCGCACACGCUAUCUCCGGGGCUUGGGGAAACCCGAUUAGGCCGUACCCCUGUUAAGCGUUUCUCCGGAUCCGACAAUUGGAGACAACACUGACCUCUGCCUUUAAAUCUGGGAACACCCGACGACGCCUCCAAAUGCAGGGAAUGCAGACUGGCCAGACAGAAAGGAAGCAUGAAGGAACUGCCAUUCAGUCCUUCCCCCUUUCCCCCUUAUAAGGAGCUCCUCCUAACCCUCCCCCGGGGGGGGGGGGUUAACCCCAAACAAACAAAAACAAGAAAGGCUACAACUCUAUACACAAUCUCAUUGGACUGUCUGUCCUGGGGGGAUCUGCAGAUAAAAACGGGAGGCUGGUUGUGAUUCGGCAAUGCCAUGUGUCCCUACUGCCAGAAGGCUCUGGCCUGAGGAUCCUAGAGCCUUAGGAGGCUCCCAAAGCUGCCACUUGUGCCCACUCCUCCCUCCCAGGGAUUCCCAGAGGUGCUUGUGCCUGGGAGGAGCUUCUCCUGCUCCCAAGCUAAAGGAACAUUGACCAUUGGUCCCCAGGCGUUUUAAAAUCUGACAGCCCAGAGUCUAGGCUCCCAAGUAAGAAGUAGGAGUUCAGGAAGCCUUCCUCACUUCCCACCCCAGCUGUCAGCCAGUAACCAGGCAGUGGGCCUGGGCUUGGUGAUCUGAAAAUAAAGGAAACCUCACUAAAAUGGAGUCGGGAAGCCAGAAGGGGGAGCUCAGAAAGAAUUGCCAAUUACAGACCCCAAUAAGAACCCUCACAGGAACGAAGCAUCAAUUUUGGGCCCCAAUAGGAAAAGACACACAUUACACCUCCUACAAGAAAUCAACUACCCCUGUAACUCAACCAAUGAGAAACCAUCAUCUCCCUGAAAUCUUUUCUCCAAUGGACUUUUGUUCAAAACCGCUCCCAGCUUCCUCUUUCUCGGUAUAAUCGCUUCCUUUGUUUGUUGGACUUGCCUAUGGCUUUUGUUAUAGCUUGCUUGUCCAGAAUUGCAAUUCUUUGCUGUUCCAGAAUAAAGCCAUUUUUGCUGGUAAAAUAACUUUUACCUUUAAGGUCAACAGUGAGCAGACAGCAACCUUUGUCCUGGAUGAGCAGGGCCUGUCACCUAAAAUGUCUCAAGCUGUUGCCUGAAAUUCCAUUCUUAGAGGUUCUCCUGUGAGAAACUGAGUGUAGCAUAUCUUUAGAAGGGCCCUGAAGGGGGAGCAUCUGGGAUACUGCUUUGGGGAGAGGGGACAGAGGUGGGCUUAGGGUCUGUGAGGAAGGACCAGCCAGGGUCCGGGAUCAACACAGAAACUCCGAGCCCCUUGAGGGACAAGGGCUGCAAAUGAUAUCUAUUUGUAUUGCUUUGGCUGGAGGCAUCCCUGAGAGUAGGGAGAAAAGCCAAGAUGCCUGCCAUCUGUCAGUGCCCGCCAGCAGCUGGAGUUCUUCCUCAAGGAACCACUAAAAGAAACAGGAAGUUGCAAGCAACGGUGGCAUAAGAUGAUUUUUAAAAGUGCUGUGCACAAGACUCUAGAGGCUGAGACAGAAAAAUGUGGAGCAGUUGCCUCAGCCCUGAUAACUGCCAUGUAUCUGUCCUUGGAACUUCAGGACGGUGGGGCUCAAGGGCCAGCACAGGUGAGGCCACCUCCCCUGGCCCCUUUGUACAGUUGCAAUCUUCCAAUUUUCAAAUUCCAUAAAAAACUCCCUCCUUUCCAAGUAUCUUUUCCCAACUGGAGAUCUAGGUUGUGCCUGCAGUGACAUAACCAGUCUGCAAUUGAGGAGGCAAACCUGAGACCCUGAACUGGAUAGAGUUCCUACCACCUGGGUAGAGCAGAAGAAAAAAGAUGGGUGCUCCAGGCUAGGCUGGCAACACGAAUCUACACCCUGGGGAGGUCUGUACUCUCGGCUUCCUUUUACUUGUCUAUAAAAUGGGAAGCUCCUGCUGUUAUUCCGGCUGUUCUUGUUAUAAAUCUGAGAUAGUGAUGCUUCUCGUACUUUUAUAAAACAAAUAGAAAGAGAGCGCUGUCAAUUGCUUGUUUUGUUUACUGUCAUUUAGGGUGCAAGGCCACAGGACAAGAACCUUUUGUACCUUGUACCACAACUGCUGCUGAAUAAAUGUCAUCAUUAAUGAGAUAUUGGGAACAUACUGCAGCCACUGCUUCUGUGUUUUCCAGACAUUGCUCACCAACCAGGCACCAUUUGGUCCCCAAGGGUGAGACCAGGUAUGCAAAGCUACGACCCAGUCCAUUAGUGACAAAACCACUUGGCUGCUGGGUCCAGACAAAUACAUGCAAGACCAACCCUUGCAUUCAUUCAGCAGAUGUAUAUGAGCACCGACUAUGUGCCAGCUGCUGUGAAUACUGUGGUGAACAAGUCCAAUAUGGAGCCUCUCCUUAUAGAACUUAAUGGUCCAGUUGGCAUGACCACUGGCCCUUGUUACAGGAUAGAACCACUGUUAGCAAUGGCUCCCUUUUGUGGGAAACAAAUCCAGCCAUGGUCAGGCUAGACAGUACAGGACCCUUGGCCAAUUCCUUCUUUCCCCAUGAAGCUUUGAUGGCAGAGCCCAGACAUUAGGAGUCGGGACUGGGGCUUAGGAGACACAUCGUCUUUCAUUGUGGGUGCCUGGUCAGUGUCACACAUGUGACAGAUUAGCAGACCCGAGAUCAGAGGUAAGGCUGAUAUGAAAAGAGAGGGUGUUUUGUUUUGUUUUUAAAAAGAAAAG
This is a messenger RNA of Hipposideros armiger (great roundleaf bat), 5111 nucleotides long. RefSeq names its product agouti signaling protein (gene ASIP). The record is from RefSeq and is a predicted model, not a curated record. Bases 1727 to 2128 code for a protein of 133 amino acids. The transcript is spliced from 8 exons. Gene Ontology annotation, biological process: hormone-mediated signaling pathway; melanosome organization. NCBI's taxonomy places the organism in Eukaryota, Metazoa, Chordata, Mammalia, Chiroptera, Hipposideridae. Gene Ontology annotation, molecular function: melanocortin receptor binding; neuropeptide hormone activity. Gene Ontology annotation, cellular component: extracellular region.